Messenger RNA from Megachile rotundata (alfalfa leafcutting bee), 465 nucleotides. RefSeq lists its product as uncharacterized. NCBI's taxonomy places the organism in Eukaryota, Metazoa, Arthropoda, Insecta, Hymenoptera, Megachilidae. The record is from RefSeq and is a predicted model, not a curated record.
AUGAGAUCGAGAGUGAAUCUAGUUGCGAUUCUUUUAACCUUGAGCUGUGUGAUCCGCCUGCUGGAGAGCGCGAAAUCCCAGAAGCAGACCAGUCACACAGAAUUUACUGUUGCGAAGAAGAUUAUCAAGGAGGUUCACAAGUUGGCGCCAACAAAAGCCUCGCUUACAAAAGUCGUGCCACAGAGUACGAUUAUUAUACGGCAGGAGAGACCGAAGCCUCUAAGCAAGAAUGUGGCGAGCAGUACUGCUUUGUCGAAGGAUUACUUUUCAAAACCAGGUCGACCUCGCCGAAGGAAACGUAAAAUGGGGCGUACGAUGAUGGCGCUGUUGAUGGCCUACAAAAUGAAGUUCGUCGCAUUGAUCCCAACGUUGGUCGGAGGUUUGAUCCUGUUGAAGGCUACCGCGUUGUUAGCAGGAUUUUUCUUCGCGUUAUUCGCCGCCGUUCUAGGACUGAAAACACACUGA